Messenger RNA from Adineta ricciae, 447 nucleotides. NCBI's taxonomy places the organism in Eukaryota, Metazoa, Rotifera, Eurotatoria, Adinetida, Adinetidae. The record is from the annotation of a GenBank genome assembly.
AUGUCUGUUUCGUUACGUCCAUUAGUUGGUAUUGCUGUACUUGCUGUUUAUCCCAAUCGUUAUCCUAAUUGUGUACUUAUCUCUCAACGGUUGGCAAGUCAUGGCAAAGGUGGACAUCAACUACCGGGUGGUCAUUUGGAAUACGGUGAAUCAUUCGAAGAAUGUGCACAAAGAGAAUUGAAAGAAGAAACAAAUCUUUCUGCUUCGUCAUUUCGAUUAGUUCAUGUAACAAAUACGAUCUUUUCACAAAAAGAUGGACAAUCGAAGCACUAUGUAACACUUUUCAUGAAGACAAUUCUCGAUGACGAUUCAACGUUGAAAUGUAUGGAACCGGAAAAGAAUUCCGAAUGGGCUUGGACAAAAUGGCAUGAUCUGAAAACAAAGACACUUUUUGCACCUCUGGAACAAGCUGUCCAUGAUUCCAGUUUUGAUCCAUUCGCUGACUAA